UCCUCUCUAAAGAUAGAAAGGGCUAGCAUUAAGAAAUCAUGAAGUCUGCUACCUUUUCUCCCAAACGAAGAGUAGACAUCAAUCAAAAGAUAUGAGUAGUAAAAGUAGUCAUAGCCGAUUUCGCAUUGAAACUUAGUGAUCCGACUCGGAGAUAAUUUUCACAUGUCGACAAGCUGAAGUGGACUUAAAAAUUAACUCCAAAUUCCUCCCGGAGCGUUUCCGACUUGACGUCUGCGAACAUACGCUAAUUAACACAACUCCAACCUCCAACCCACGACCGUACAGAUUCUUUACCUGCCAAACAAGCUUCAAACUCUUACCAACACUCCGUCCAGAAAAAGCUCGAAAAACAAGAAAAAGAAAAAAAAGCAAGAAAAAAAGGAAAAUGGCGCCUCGCGGUUUCACAAACCCGGCUCCAAAGACCGACUCUGCUCGCUCAGCCUUGAGCUCAUUUACCUGCACACUCUGCAACAAGUCGUACUCGCGACACCCCGAAUACGAAGCGCACAUCGGAUCCUACGACCACCAACACCGCAAACGCCUACAAGAUCUAAAACAGCUAUCGCGCGACCCAAAUGCUGCGGAACGAGCGCGGAAGGCGGAGAAGAAGGCGGAUGCGGAGGCCGGGUUGCGGGUGCUAGAUACCAGUGCCAACAACAACAAUAGUGGUGCUGCGAGUGUAGGGAGUGUAGGGAGUAAAAGUGGUGGCGGCGGCGGUAGUGGUGGAGGUGGUGGAGGCGGGUUUAAGAAGGGGGGAUUCAAGAGCUCGUUUACGACGGUCAAGGGGCCUGCGGCGGCACCGACGAGGAAGAAUGUACUUGGGGAUGAGGAUGAGGAUGAGGAAGGGGGUGGUGGUGGUGGUGGUGGUGAGGAGGAAACUGGGCAGGCUUCGGUAACAGGCCAUGAUGGCGAGGGGAAAGAUGGACAGAGGUUUGGAGAGGUUGAGAGUGAUACGGAUGAAGAUUAUCAGAAUGAUACAGAUGGCGCGUAUUAUGAUCCGCUGAGGCCGACGGGUUGCAGCUCUGAAUGUCCAGGUGCCAGGGCUGUUUCUAUGACAUGAUAUUACGACUAUAUUUUUGAAGGCUUGUACGUUUAUAUGGCAUAGCGAUGGCGUUGGGAACAGUGUUGUAUUGAUCUAUACAAAAGUCCAAGGCGGCAGAUGGAAGACAGAAUGCUCUUGAUAAAUAGUCGUACAAUUCUAGUAUCGGCUCAAAUAAUGACAAUAGGAAAGGGUGGUCCGCAACAAUCUAACAGUAUGAGACGCGUGAUGGAAUU
Talaromyces proteolyticus is the source of this 1275-nucleotide messenger RNA. RefSeq lists its product as uncharacterized. The transcript has 3 exons. The record is from RefSeq and is a predicted model, not a curated record. Lineage: Eukaryota; Fungi; Ascomycota; Eurotiomycetes; Eurotiales; Trichocomaceae. Bases 386 to 1060 code for a protein of 224 amino acids.